This is a messenger RNA of Mucor mucedo, 504 nucleotides long. RefSeq lists its product as uncharacterized. Lineage: Eukaryota; Fungi; Mucoromycota; Mucoromycetes; Mucorales; Mucoraceae. The coding region runs from base 130 to 405 and encodes 91 amino acids. The transcript is spliced from 2 exons. The record is from RefSeq and is a predicted model, not a curated record.
UAAGAUUAAAAAAUAUUUAUUUACCUAGUCUGUAUAUGUUUUUUUUUUCUCUCUGUGUGCUUUUUUAUUAUUUUCCCACAGAACAACACGUAUACAAUAAAAUAUUUUAUAGAAAAAAAAAAAAAAAGGAUGACAGAAUAUCAUAGUGAAAGUUAUUAUGAAGAAACAUUAAAAACCAAGGAAAUUCGAUCUAUGCCGGAAGGAUCCGCACGGUUAGCUGCACUUCGAGAUUUAGGUGUCACUUUUGAUGAAGGACAGCAUAGAACUACCAAGAUUGCCACCCCAUCUGGCACACCCAAGUUACCCACUUUUGUCGACGCCGCACAAAUUGAGCGUAUGUUAAAUCAAAAGAAAAUAAGCUCGUUUGCAAGAGAUGAUGUAUCUCAAUGCUCUGAUUUCCUUUAAAUACUCUCACACACACAAUAAAGAAAAAAAAAAAUCUUUUUCCCUUCUGGGUUAAACCUUUACCCCUCUCUCUUCCAUCUUUUUUUUUUUUUUUUUCUU